This is a messenger RNA of Eimeria acervulina, 3213 nucleotides long. RefSeq lists its product as hypothetical. NCBI's taxonomy places the organism in Eukaryota, Apicomplexa, Conoidasida, Eucoccidiorida, Eimeriidae. The transcript has a single exon. The record is from RefSeq and is a predicted model, not a curated record. The coding region runs from base 1 to 3213 and encodes 1070 amino acids.
AUGACUUUCGCACCGUUCGCCGUCUCAGAUGGCUGGCCCGUGGGGCCCCCCCUGAGGCCAAGCAUUCUAGGGGGCCCCCUCCUCUGUACCCAACGACAAGGGGGCCCCCCCAUACCCCCUUCUGGAGGCCCUGAAGGGGCUUCAUCGGGAGGCCCCCAAGGGGCCCCCGAUGAACCCCUUCAGGGGGCCCUUGACGCCAGCGCACCAGGGCCCCCCCAAAAGGGUUCAUUGGGGGGCCCUCAGGGGGGCCCUCAGGGGGGCCCCCAGGGGGGCCCCCUUCAUACGAUCCUCUUGGGGGCCCCCAACGGGUCAGCUGUACCCUGUCUACCAUGCCCAAGCGAAGGUUCGCCUCUAGAAGCAGCGGCAGCAGCAACAGCAGCAUCAGCAGCAACAACACCAGCCACCGCAGGAGCAGAUGGAGGGCCCUCCCCAGCGUCCCCCUCAGCAGAUGCAGGAGCUGCUGCAGCAGCAGUAGCAACAGAAGUAGCAGCAGCAGCAACAGCAGAAGAUGAUAUACAAGAAUUAGGGCCCCCUCCUCUAAAGGGGUGGGCCCCUUCCCCUCCCCCUCGUUUGUGGCGUUGGCUCUGUGAUUUCUUAGAGCAGCAAAUAAAGGCGUUGCCUGAACCAGCAGCCUGUAGAGAUGCAGCAGAAAAAGCAGCAGCAGAUGCAGCAGCAGCAGCAGCAACAGCAACGGAUAGUGGAGGGCAAGCAGCACCCAAUGAGGGGCCCCACAUUCCGCAGCACCAGCACGGCCCCCCUUUGUUGAGCGCAGCAGUGGCGUCCUCUAGCGGCUCACCUGCAGCAGCAGCAGCAGCAACGAGUGCAUCUACUGCUGCUGCUGCUGCUGCACCUCGUGAGGGCCCUUCUCUGAGCUUCAGCAGCACAGGCACCACUAGUUCAUAUUUCUCUCGAGCCAGCGGCGGGGAGGGUCUAUGGGGGCCCCUGUGGGCCCCUAAAGGCCUUUGGGGGCCCCUGGGGCCCCUGGGGGCUCCCCCUGGAGGGUUUGCUUUGAGUGCUGAGGCGAGCAGCAGCAGCGGAGCAGCAGGGGAGGGGCCCCUGGGGGCCCCCCAAUCCAAUACGGAGGCCCCCCUAGUUGCUAGCAAGCAGCGGCGCGUAGGAUCAGCUGUUAUGAUUGUGCUGCAGGUAGCUGUCGAUUUGCUGCUGUCUGCUCAGAGACGUUCUCAGCUUCUCUUAGAGGCAGUAGGCUUGGGGGCCCCCCAAAAUGGCAGCAAGGUGGGGGGCCCCCAGCAGCUCGCGCUGCUGGGGGCCCCCUCCAGUGCUGCUGCACUGCCCUCCAGGGGCCCCCCUGCAGCAUCAAACCCCCCUGCGCCCGGCAGCCGCAGUGGGGGGCCCCUUGCAGCAGAGGGGGGCCCCCCCGAGGCCCCCACGUCCCUAGCGUGCAUGCAGCAGCAGCAGCAGCAGCAGCAGCAGCAGCAGCAACUGUUUGCAGGGGAAGCCCACGGAAUUGAUUUGAACAGCAUCUGGUGCUCUACACAACCCGAGCUGCGCCUGUCGCGGCUCUGUCAAGACACGAUGAGGACCCUGCUGCAGCACAUAGAAGAUGAAGGGGCCCCCUUCUCUGGUGGGGGCCCCCAAGGUGCAGCAGCAGCAGCGACAGCAACAGCAGCAACAGACGCUGCAAAGGGUACAGGCGAGCGGGCCCCUGCUGCUGCUGAUGACUCUAACAUCAUGCAGCAGCUGCUGCAUAGGCUCGAGUUAACUCAGCAGCUCUUAGAGCAGCAGCAGCAGCAGCUGGAAGCAGCAUUGGGGGCCUUCAGCCUCGGCCCCACACCAUUUGCUGCUGCUCCUGUUGCUGCUGUUGCUGCUGAAGAAGCAGGUGCUGGAGGAGGCGCAGGGCAGCAACAGCUAGGGGCCCCUCCUUUGACUGAGAUGCUUCAGGCAGGGGGCCCCCCUGUGAGUGUGAUGGGGGCCCCCUUUGCUGCUUCAGUCUACCCUGAAGGGUCUGCACGAGCAGAAGAGAUUAAGCAGCUGAUACGGCAGACGCAGCAAGAAGUGCGGCAGCAGCAGCAGCAGCAGCAGCAAAGCCUAGAUGUCCUCAAGGGCCUCCUAUCAGAGUCGCACGGUCUCCUGCAGCGGCUGGAGGCAGUGCAGCAGCAGCUGCAGCAGAGGGCUUGGCUUACGGGGGUGCAGCUGCGGGGGGGCCCAGCAGCAGAGGGUCCUGCAGCUGUUGCUGCUGCAGCGCUGCAGGAUUGUGAGGGCUUUGUUGCAGACGCCGCAGGGGAAGCAACAACAGCAACAGCAGCAGCAGCCGCAGCAGGAGGUGCAGCACAGUCGCGCGAGGUGCUGCGGCUGCGCAUGCAGCAAGAAGACGAAGUUGUUGCUAUUAAGAUGGGGUAUAGAGAAUUAGAGGAGCAGCUGGGGGCAAUGCAGCAGAGUUUGCUUGCGAUAGCUCGGGCGAAGGAGGAGACCGAAGCAGCAGCAGCAGCAGCAGCAGCAACAACAGCAGCAGGAGCUGCAGCAGCAGAAGCAGCAGAAGAAGAAGAAGAUGAUGAUGAUGAUGAGGGUCUCUUAGAGCAGAUUCCUUCUCUGGGCUGUUCUCCUCGUGCUCAGUUGCAACCAGUGUAUGAAGGCCGUUCGCAUGCAGCAGCAGCAGCAGAGCAGCAGCCUGUGCUGCUGCUGCUCCCCAGCAGCACUCCGCGAAUUGAGAUUAUUCAGAGCCCUUCUUUUCAGCCGUAUGUUAGCUGCAGACGCGGAGACACCGCAGCAGUGCAGAUAUUCACCACUCGCAACCUCAUAAUAGACGAGCAGUUUAACCCGGAACCUGCUGCUGCUGCUGCUGCUGCUGCAGCAGCAGCAGCAGCAGCUGGAGACGGUGAAGCUUCAGGUGUUAAGCCCCGAAUCGUUGUCUUUACAGCUAGAGAUGAACGAGCACUGCACAAGAGCAGCAGCGAGGUAGGCGGCUUGCUGCAGCAGGGGGGAGCAUCGCUCGGCCCUGAUGUCUCCGUUUGGAGACCGUAUAUUUCUAUUGAGUGCACAGACACCUGGGAGCCAGAAGUGUAUAUAGGGCCUUAUAGCAGCAGCGACUGCAGCAGCAGCAGCAUCAACAGCAACAAUAACUGCAGCAGCAGCUGUAGAGGAACAGCAGCAGCAGCUCCCGCAGCACCAGCAGGCCAUAUCGUUAUCUAUGGCAGCGUCAAGCCAACGCUAGAAGAGAGGACCGCCGUCCCUGCAGCAGAAUGUCUUGCUCUGUAA